Paralichthys olivaceus (Japanese flounder) is the source of this 6187-nucleotide messenger RNA. RefSeq names its product tRNA (32-2'-O)-methyltransferase regulator THADA. Lineage: Eukaryota; Metazoa; Chordata; Actinopteri; Pleuronectiformes; Paralichthyidae. Gene Ontology annotation, biological process: tRNA methylation. Gene Ontology annotation, cellular component: cytosol. The record is from RefSeq and is a predicted model, not a curated record.
UGGACGGAGACACGGUCCUCACACUCAGGGACACGCCCGACGUGUUUCCGAGCAGAAGAGCAGAGACCACUGGACCAGGAGCGGUGGCAGCGUGUCCCUACGAUUCCACAGCAACCACUGAGUUAGAGUCAUGUUGUCACGUGUCCAGCAGCAGUAUGAACGUGUCUGACAGCAUCUGAAGUUUUGGUCAACAAUGUUGUCGUGUGAAGAUCUGAUGAGAAGUCUGCAGGAGUGUGUGAUCAGCGGGGAUCGAACUCCCGAACAUGUCCGUCACACACUCAGGCUCCUCACUGACAAACUGUCUCAAUCCUCCAGGAGCAGUGUGAAGAGAUGGAAGGAGCGCUGUUUGGAGGAGGCUGCUCAGCUGCUCCGAGUAUCAGAGGCACAGCUCGGUGGUUUAGAGGAGAGUCACCUCCUGCUCCUGGUCAAACUGCUCCUCUCCAUGCAGCUGCAGACGGCCAACAUCUCCUCAGCCUGUCGUAAAGUGGACCAGAUGCUGCAACAUCUGGCCAAGGUGGACCAUCAACUGGUUUAUAGAGAAACUCGCCACUGUUUGCUCUCCAUGGUCCAAACUGACCAGAUAUUGUCCUUUGAGCAUCUACAAAGAGCCUGCAUGUUCCUGGAGGACAGCAGUGUUGGUCGUGAGGUUUGGAGAGAGUCGUACCUGUCCCUGCUGAACAAAGUGUCCGAGUUGUUUCCUGUUGUAUUGCAGCAAGAGUCCCUGAGAGAUGGGCCGCUGUGUUACACAGCUGUGAAGUUGUGCCUGCAGAUAUUCCAGCUGCUGUCCAGUGAGGUGGCUCCUCUAGUGUGGGAGAAGACGCACAGCAGCUCAGCGGUGCACACGAUCCUGCAGGCUCUCAUGGACAUUAUACUUGGACAGUGCUGUAACAGGGACACUCGUCUUUUGGCUGGAACUGCUGUGGCCAUGCUGAUCAACACAGCACCAGAGAGCAGAGCUGGAGGAGCUGCUGCCUGGAGUCUGCUGCAGGUCUCUGACUCAGAGCCCUGGCUGCUGACUGUUGGUGUUCUCCAGAUACAGUACGUCCUGACAGGAAAGGACGGAGUGGCGAGGCUGGCUGUGAGCAGGGGCCUCCUGACCUGCUGUCGACCUCACAUAUUGCUCAGUUCACAUCUGGAUGACACAGAAAUGUGUUUACUGCUGAAAGGUUUGUUUCCUCUGGUCUACGCUUUGUGUGAGGAGAAGCUGGAGUGUCACCACUUUGCCUUCGAAGUGUUGACACUGUGGCUGAAGAGGGUUAAAGAAUGUCUGGCUGAGAUCUGGAGGAUGACGGGUGUUUGCCUUCUGCCGGACAACGGCAGCUUGCAGCAACAGCUGGUUCACAUCAUCUGGACCAAUGCAGAAAGCCCAGUGGAAGGCGUGCCUGAAUUUGUCCGCGGUGCCUUCUGUCUGCUGCUGGACGUCUACGAGAAGGACUGUGAACACUUCUGUGACACAAAGAAGAUUCUUUAUUUUACUUUACUUCAACGAAUAAUUGAACUGCCUUGGGAAACAAAAGCCAAAUAUCAUCGCCUAUGUGCCCUGCUGCCACAUCUGGGUACUGACAUGGUGCUGGAUCAAUAUGCUGCAGUACCCAAUCAUCUCCUGAAGUGCUUGUCAAUCAAUCACCUCGCACCAUGUGGAUCGGAGCUUUACAAGUGUCUCAUCCAGCAGCAGAGACGGGAGCUAUGUGAUGGCUCUGAAUCACGCUCCGAGCUUUAUCUGGCAGAUCAGUGGGCGAGGCGUUGGCGGCCCAUGCUUCACGAGGCGCUGAUGUCUGAUGUGACUCUUCUACAGAACAACAGCUCAACACACUUGCUCCCCUGCACCUUUCAAGUCUUCCCCUCUGCUGUGGAUCAUCUGCUGGCCUCUCUGGACCCGUUCGCCCCGGGCCACCUCCACGCCUGGGCCUGUGUCAUGAGCUCCUACCGAGCCUCGACUGGAGGUUCUCCCUGGGCUCUGCAGGGCAGCUCAACCCUGGAAACCCUCCGGCUGGCUCUAGGAUCUGCAGACGACAAAGUCCGCCUUGCUGCUCUGAACCUCCUGUGCUGCAGCCCAAAGACCAAAGACACUCCAACCACAGAGGAGAUGUCGCUAAUGAGGAUGUUUAUUCCUCAGAACCUGAACUGCGAGUCUUCGCCCUUUCGCCAGCAUUUUCAGGCUGGAGUCAAGAGGUUUGUGGUUCGAAUCAGAGACGGCUGCUUAGCACGUGUUAAAGGACAAAAGGGCAAGAAGAAAGAAGAUGCGACCCACUGCGAGGAUAUACUGGAGCAGGGGAUAGGGUUUGUGGAAUGGCUGGGUCAACUUCCAUACAGUUAUCUGGCACCAGGACACAGUUAUCAGAGGAAGAAGACUGUGCUGCUGUUGCUGUCUGUUGUGCUGGAAACCUGCACAGACACCUGGAGCCCAGACAAAAAGAAGGGACAACCUCCAGCAAACAUUGGGUCUCUUAUUGAACAUGCCAGACAAAGAGGACGGUGGGAUUUCUUCAGCAGGACGAAACAGCUGGUGCUUCUCAGCUGUUUAGAAGAUUCCACUAAUGAGAUCCGGGAGCUCUCAGCUGGGUUACUGUUGAGAUUUUUCCCGCCCAGUUUUCCAGACGAUAUCGCUACAGUGCUGCKCAUUCGAACCAAACAGCUUCUGUGCUGUCCUCGGGUGCAGGAGGCUCAGAUGGGAGCGCUGACGAUGAAGCUCCUCCUUCUGAAAUCACAGCACCGGCCUGAAGAUGGCAGACUGAACGGGGACUUUAGUGUCAGCAGUGGAAGUGACUCCUCGUCCUCCUGCAUGAUGAGGUUCCUGGUGAAGGAGCUGGAGGAGCACUAUCUGACAGCUAAGGCUGAUAUGAUGCUUGCUGCCAGAACCAAGCCCAUACAUGGUGUUGUUAGUGCCCUACAGAGGUGUUUGGUUGAGGCAGGCAGCAGCGUCUAUGACACUCUUGACCACAGUCUGACCACUGAGGUGCUGGUUCUGCUGGAGAGCAUCUCUCUGCUGCUGCUGGGCGUUCUGUACGGAGACCACGAGGCUUGUGCCACUGAAAACGAUGCCCCACCUUCUUUUUGUGAUAUGGGAAACGCCAUCAACUCACUAAUAGCCCAAACAUCUGGAGGAGGCCAAGUGGAUGGGGAGGAGUGUGUCCUGCUGUCUGAAGAGCACAGCCUCGUUCUCACCUGCUGCUGGGUCUCACUCAAGGAAAUAGGAAUCUUUUUAGGUUCUCUGGUGGAGAAACUUCUCACUGAGAUCAAACCCAGCAGACACCUUCUAGAAAAAGAAGAUCUAAUCAGAGCAUCAAAAGUUUUCAAGAAUAUUCUUCUCAAAUGCCGUCACUGGGGGGCAGUAGAGGGAUGCUGUAUUGGCUUCACUAAGUUCUGUGCCUCUCUGUUGAGCAGCAGUGAUCCAGAGCUCAGAGAUAUUCCAGCCCAUAUGUUGAAACAAGGAUUGCAGGUGGUGCAGUGUCCUCGCUCUACAUCGGUGACUCGGCGGGCUGCAGGGUUGCCUAUGCUCAUCCUGUGUGUUGUAUCUGCAGAGGAGGCCAGUAAAGCAAGGCCACUGUUAGCCCACAGCAUGCAGACCUUACUGGAGACAGCCAAAACACCUGUGCCUGAAAACUGGGACCAAACUCUGGACCUGCCACAGGUGUGUGCUGUUCACACGCUGCAGGCGCUUGUGCGUGGCUCAGGUGUGGGAGUAGCUGUCCUUCAGUUUGCUCCCCCUGUAGCCAUCCUGUCACUCACACUACUAAGCUCUGCAUGCUGGGCCAUGAGAAAUGCUGCCCUGCAACUCUACAGUUCUCUGUGCUCGCGAAUGCUCGGGCAGAGGCCAAGCAGUGAAGACAGCGGCCCCACCCAGCACGGCAUGUCCCCCGCCGCUUUCUUCUUCCACUACCCUGCUCUCCAGCCCUUCCUCCUCGGUGAGCUGAGGGGGGCAGCACAAGACCUGCAGGCUCCGCCCAAUGAAGCCAAGUUGCACCUCCAACCCUCCCUCUAUCCUGUGCUCACGCUGCUAGCUCAACUCCAGCCUGGAGUCCAAGAUUCAACAGAAACUUUGUCAGACUUCCUGCCUCCUUUGCUCCAGCUAGCUGCCAGCCCAAUUUACAGUGUGAGAGUCAUGGCUUCUAAGUCUUUGGUUGCCAUGACGCCCCCAUCGGAGUACAUGAACAUCCUCGUCAAACUGGCAGCUCAACUUCCCGGGCCUGAGGAGUGCUGCUGUCACAACCGGCUCCACGGACAGCUGCUGCAGAUGAAAGCUGUUCUAGAGAGAGCUCUGCUCUCUGCAGACAGUGCUUCUCCUGCUCUGUCUGAGGUGCUUAGUAAAGUGGGCGAGUCACUGUGGCUGGUGACUGAAGCUCAACACUGCCCCCUAGUGAGAGCGGUCUACCUCGAAGUGGCAAACUUGCUCAGAAGAUUCUGCUGUGAGACCUAUCUGUCAAAGAUCAGUGACAUUCUCAUGCACGACCUUCAAACACCCCAAAGUGGGCUUCAGGUUGGACUGUCCUUCUUCCAUCAGCGAGCCAUCCGCUUUCUAUGUGCGGAUCUGAAGUGGGCGUCCCAAAUCUGGAACACCUUCCCUGCAGCGAGCCCUGAUCUGAAGCUCUCUCUGGUUACGUUGGUGGCGGAUGGGCAUGGUUUGCAGCAGACCAGUUUGAAAGAGGUGAUGCAGAGGGUGUUGCAGUCAAACCUGCGGGAGGCGUUGGUGAGUCACAGUGUGGAGUACCGCAGGACCUACCUCACUGCCCUGGUGGCAGUGAUGGCUACUGGAACAGAGUCUUCUUUACCUCAGCAUCGUCCUCAGUCGGACUCACCACAGGAGCCAGUUUUGUCCGAGUGUCUGGAUUUGUUGCUCGGGGACCUGGAGGAGCAGCGAGGUGGACCAGAGUUUCUAUCCCAGGCUCUGUGUGCUACUAGUCUGCUGCUGCCCCAGUGCUCAGGCUCCAGUCUACAGAUAUCCAUGCUCCACCGCUGGUGUGGCGUCUUGGAAUGUAACCGGUGCUCAGACGGCCCUGAGGUGCUCAGGAUGGCUUGUGCUGAAGCUCUGUGUGUGGCUGGAGUGUCCCUGAUGAGCCACAGCCUGAAAAAACACUGCAAUCUCAUGAUAAGGCUGAUCAACACAGGCCUUUACUUGCUGCAGGACCAAAGCCAGCAGGUGAGAUUAAAAGCAGCUUGUUUUACCUCCAUGCUGCACCAUGUGAGAAAAGGAGCGAGCCAGGGGAGCGUCUACGUUAUGCAGGUGAACCAGGCUGUGCCGCUCCUGCUGGAGCUGCUGCUGGAGGAAUGCUUCGAUGCUCCCGGCACACUGGAGGUGCUGCUGUGUCACCUGCCUCAGUCUGACCUCAGACGUGUGCUGACAGAGGCCUCAGAGACGGAGUGUUUCAGUUUGUAUGAGCAGGACCAGACCAACGUGUUUGCUGAACCCUCUGUGAUGUCAGCACAUGUGCUGCCUCACCUGCUGCAGAUGGCUGACAAACACUCUGAAUCCUCUGCUUUGGCACAGAGCCUGAGUGCAUGGGCAGAGCAGAGUGUUGAACAGGUGUCUGACAGCCUUGCAGUGUGCAAAGAGCUCCAGCCAGCGGAGAUAUUGACCCCAGCCUGGCUGUCUCUCCUCAUGGACCACUGUUUUCACAGCACCCUGUGUAGCCUGUUCACCAGGGCGACCUUCCUCCUCCGACUGUUGGAAACAUGUGAUGGUGCACGACGCCUGUGUGAUCCUUCGUCCCUGUGUACGAGUUUACAGCAAGUUUUGAGUCUGCUCGGUCAGAACGGUGUCCACUUUCCCUCGGCCCUAACAGCUGCUCUGGCUGGAGAGAGGCCACUGUGACAGAGGGGAGGAGCUUUUUUAAUGCACUUGAUGAGCAAAGUCUUUUGGCCGUCGUGGCCCUGGAUAGAAUUACUGUACCUCAUGACAGCUACAUGUGCAGCUUCAGUCUUGAAGAGGGCUGCAGUUGCUGAUGCUGCAGUACACUGGUACUUGGGAGGCUAACUGAGUUAUGUAAGAGCUCAGUGGCUGAAGCUACUUGUUUCCAUCAUCAUAUCAUCUACACAGAUAAAGAGAACCAAUGGGCGUACUGUUCCAUGUGCAUGAGGAGGACAGUGAAGUAAAACAGCUUUUCCUCAUAACCCCAGGAGGUCUAGUUUUUCUUCAGUGAACAUUUUCUGAAGCUUUACUAAUUUUUAGAAUAAAGCUUUUUAUAUAGAA